GCUCCGGAGAGAACAGAGACACAUCAGAAUCACAAUCCUUCUUUCUUUCACUGAUCGGAUUAAACCAAAGGUGGCUUCCAGCCUAUAAUCUUGAAUUAUCCACAGCCAUUUGGCAACGACAACAGACUACACCACAGCGUAACACAUUCAGUCCUUUGAAGAUGAAGUGUGCAAGAGCUCUCCAUGCUUUUGGGAGUCAUACCCAGCCCACUGCGAUGCCAGCAGACCUUGCCGCAUGUCUGAGUCUCGGCCAUCGGGAACAUAUUUAUCAGCUGCUGUCCAAGACUCCUCUGAAUCCCGCACAGCGCCGUUAUCAGCCGACCAACUCUCUUCCACGGAGCGGCCUUAACUCACCUCGUUCCUCUUCCCCCUUCGCUGCAUCCUCCUCGCAGCCCCCCUCUCCUCUGUCCUCAGAGCCUCGGAGCUGCUUCCGCAGGGACAGCGGCUAUCUGAAUAAGAAGCGUGUGGUCUUCGCAGACGCCAUUGGAUUGGCUCUCACUGCUGUACGCCUAUUUAUCUCUGAGCCAUCUUCCCUUUCCUCAGAAGUGCUGAUAAAGCCCACCUUCGCUAGACUGCAAGGCCAACAGUCGCCAUCAAACAAUCUGCAGCGCUGCAAGUUGCGCCUGGGUUUCCCUCAGCCUCAGUUCGACCACAAAGCCUUCCUCACACGAGGCUUGCGUGUGCAGUUGGAGAGCUGCAACAUCUCAGAGAACUCCUUGAGCGGCAAAGUGCUCGUCUCCCAUGUCGGCAUUGAUGAGGCUGUACAAGUAAGGGUGACCUUUGACUCUUGGCGAAGCCACCAUGACAUCCCCUGCAAGUUCCUGCAGCAGCAGCGCUAUGGGGGUUCUGAUUUGAAUUUGUGCGCCUUUGACCUAAGCUUGCCAAAGAACAUAGAUCCGAAGGAGAGAGCUGAGUUUUUUGUGUACUUCAAGGCUGGACCUGGCGCAACACUACACUGGGAUAAUAACCAGGGACAGAACUACAGGGUGUUCGUGGAAACGGAUGGAUCCAAUGGUCACCAAGAGGAUGCUUUCCGUGGUUACACCACACUUUCACAAUAUCGGCCGAUGCACACGACCCUCAGUAAUCAGAACUUUACUGAUUCACAGAGGAAGACCAUCGACAUCCAAAACUAUUUAGAUUCACAGUCUCUUCAGAGGGGUUUAUCAGGCAGAGUCAGAGAGUGGAGAGCAAAGGGUUCGGCCAGGCAGUGAGAUCAGCCCAACCCCUCAACAGAACUAUGACAACAUGUAAAUAAUGCCACUAUUUAAUAUUUAUUUAGAGUUAAGUUUUUUAAGCAUACAUGGACUUUCUAAAAUCUCCAGUGUUGGUUGGUCUAAAGCCAAGCAUUUGAUCACAAAUAAUUACUUGAAAUGACCACAACCUCUUAACACCACAUAACCUGAUGAAGGGACAAAGGAUAAUAAUGUUAAAAUAAAUAUCUUUGUUCUAUAAAUGACAUGAAAUGUAUGUUUGACUUUUGGUUCUAGACGUGAAACAAACAGCAGUUCCCUGAUUGAAAGUCCCUAGUUUGACUCAUCCUACCCAACUGUACCCAUAUUGUACCUGGGAUUUCUUGUGUUCACCAUGAAAUAAGAUCCUAAAUAUCUUACCAUUUGCAUUUUCAGUAACUGUGGCGGGGGCACGUGUUGCAAUUACGUGCCAGCAACAAUGAGUUGUGUCAAGAGGUUGUGGUCAUACCCUGUUGAAAUGUGAAGUAUGCAAUAUUGUUCUGAAUAAAUCUAUUUUUGUA
This is a messenger RNA of Trematomus bernacchii (emerald rockcod), 1753 nucleotides long. RefSeq lists its product as uncharacterized. Bases 162 to 1214 code for a protein of 350 amino acids. Lineage: Eukaryota; Metazoa; Chordata; Actinopteri; Perciformes; Nototheniidae. Gene Ontology annotation, biological process: regulation of glycogen biosynthetic process. The record is from RefSeq and is a predicted model, not a curated record. The transcript has 3 exons. Gene Ontology annotation, molecular function: glycogen binding; protein phosphatase 1 binding. Gene Ontology annotation, cellular component: protein phosphatase type 1 complex.